This is a messenger RNA of Abrus precatorius (Indian licorice), 2639 nucleotides long. RefSeq names its product sulfate transporter 1.3-like. Lineage: Eukaryota; Viridiplantae; Streptophyta; Magnoliopsida; Fabales; Fabaceae. Bases 124 to 2097 code for a protein of 657 amino acids. Gene Ontology annotation, biological process: transmembrane transport. Gene Ontology annotation, molecular function: secondary active sulfate transmembrane transporter activity. The transcript has 14 exons. The record is from RefSeq and is a predicted model, not a curated record. Gene Ontology annotation, cellular component: membrane.
GGCGUUACAGCUUGCCCAGUGACCAUUCAAAUCUUCUGUCACAUAUCUCCUUCCCUUCUAUUAAGGUUGGGUAAACAUUUCAGAAUUAUUUCUCAUAAUUGAAGGUCACGGUUAAUUUCUUCAAUGGGUCCUCCUGCUGAUGAAUACCUUGAAACAAAGGAGAUGGAUGAGAGAAGUAUGUCAUCUUCACAUGGUCACGCACCACACGUCCACAAAGUGGCAAUUCCUCCGAGACAGAACCUCUUCAAGGAAUUCCAAGCCACUAUAAAAGAAACAUUCUUUGCUGAUGAUCCUCUAAGAUCCUUCAAAGAUCAACCUAAAUCAAAGAAGAUCAUUCUUGGUAUUGAGGCCAUAUUCCCAAUACUUAAUUGGGGGAGAAGUUACAACCUUAAAAAGUUUAGGGGUGAUAUUAUAUCUGGUCUCACUAUAGCAAGUCUUUGCAUUCCUCAGGAUAUUGGAUACGCCAAGCUUGCACAUUUGGAUCCUCAGUAUGGACUGUACUCUAGCUUUGUUCCACCAUUGAUUUAUGCUGUGAUGGGUAGUUCUCGUGAUAUUGCAAUAGGACCAGUGGCUGUGGUUUCUCUCUUGUUGGGGACCUUACUUAGUAAUGAGAUUGAUCCUGCUAAACAUGCAGAAGAAUAUCGGCGACUUGCUUUUACAGCCACCUUUUUUGCUGGAAUUACUCAAGCAACGCUUGGUGUUCUUAGGUUAGGAUUCUUGAUUGACUUUCUAUCCCAUGCUGCUAUUGUCGGUUUUAUGGGGGGUGCUGCCAUCACAAUUGCCCUUCAGCAGCUAAAGGGUUUCCUUGGCAUUAAAAGUAAAUUGUUCACAACAAAAACUGAUAUUGUAUCGGUGCUGCGUUCAGUAUUUUCAACAGCCCAUCAUGGAUGGAACUGGCAAACUAUAGUCAUCGGAGCUAGUUUUUUGGGUUUUCUUCUGCUCGCCAAAUAUAUUGGAAAGAAGAACAAGAGAUUCUUCUGGGUUCCAGCAAUUGCUCCAUUGAUAUCCGUGGUAUUGUCCACCUUUUUUGUAUUCAUAACCCGCGCAGAUAAGCAAGGAGUAGAAAUAGUAAGACACAUACAUAAAGGGAUCAACCCAUCAUCUGUUAAAGAACUAUAUUUUAACGGUCAAUACCUUGGGAAAAGUUUCAGAAUUGGCGUCGUGGCAGGCAUGAUAGCAUUGACCGAAGCCACGGCAAUUGGAAGAACAUUUGCAUCUAUGAAGGACUAUCAACUGGAUGGAAACAAAGAAAUGGUGGCAUUGGGAGCAAUGAAUGUUGUUGGUUCGAUGACUUCCUGUUAUGUGGCAACUGGUUCUUUCUCUCGGUCAGCGGUAAAUUUCAUGGCUGGCUGCCAAACUGCAGUCUCUAACAUUGUGAUGUCAGCAGUUGUGUUCUUAACCCUGCAAUUCAUCACUCCUCUUUUUAAGUACACUCCAAGUGCCAUUCUUUCAGCCAUCAUAAUUUCUGCUGUCAUCAACCUUGUGGACUAUCAGGCAGCAAUUUUAAUUUGGAAGAUAGAUAAAAUUGAUUUUAUUGCCUGCAUGGGAGCAUUCUUUGGGGUUGUUUUUCUCUCCGUUGAGAAAGGACUUCUAAUUGCUGUCUCUAUAUCCUUUGCAAAGAUCCUACUACAAGUCACAAGGCCCAGAACUGCUAUUCUGGGGAAUAUUCCUCGGACUUCUGUCUAUAGAAACAUCCAACAAUAUCCAGAAGCUAGUAAGGUUCCAGGUGUACUGAUUGUAAGAGUCGAUUCUGCAAUAUAUUUUUCCAACUCCAAUUAUGUUAAAGAAAGGAUAUUAAGAUGGCUGAUGGAUGAAGAAGAACAAGUGAAAGGAGACUACCACACAAAAAUCCAGUUUUUGAUAGUUGAAAUGUCACCCGUUACUGACAUCGAUACCAGUGGAAUCCAAGCCUUUGAAGAGUUACACAGAAGUCUUGAGAAGAGGGGUGUUGAGCUUGUUCUUGCAAAUCCUGGCCCCGCAGUGACAAACAAGCUUUACACAUCCAAUUUUGCACACACGAUUGGCGAGGACAAGAUCUUCCUCACUGUUGCAGAGGCUGUAUCAUACUGUUCUCCAAAGCUGGCUGAGUACCCAUGAAAAAUCUGAAAAACAAAAUGGAAUGCAUAAAUGAAAUGAUGUGGGUGUGGACACCAGUGCCUUAAUUUUUGCUUAGUUGCUUGUAGCUAGUCAAGGAUAUAUAAUAUAUACGAAGGUGUGAAGGAUGAGGUAAUGGUCACUUCAAUUAGCCAGUACAAAACAGUAGAGUGGCCUAUCUGAUACUAACUCAGCAAGUUAGUGCUCCAAGAUCCUUAUCCUAAAGUGGGGAAAUUAAAUAUAAAAUAGAAGAUACAUAAAUUAAGGUGCGCUAGUUGUGCACUGCAAUGAGCAUUAACUCAUCCCUUGUUUUUACUCUGAUGUCCAAAGAAUCUAGCCGAGUCUCUUAUGAAGAAUGGUCUCUUUUCACAAGGGGAAGCUGUAGCUGUUCAUCCCUCUCCCAUUGAGCCAUUGCCGGCCUAAUAAAUUAAAAAAUAAAGGCGACAAGUUGUGUGUAUUUUUCUUCCAUUUCAUGUUAGAAAUUCUUGCUGUAAUGGGGACUAGUUUGAGGUUUGAAUGAGAAUAGUAGAAGAUAAGAUUAACAC